AUGUCUCUGCCAUCGCAGACGCCGCCACCAUCAGUGCACAAAACCCUUCCCACGUCUUUCUCUGAUUUCAUCUUCUCCGCUUUCUCUCUCUUCAACCUCUACUCCUCUACGCCUAACCCAUCUUCCAGUUAUAAUCAUCAUCGCCGUUUCUCUAAGCUUCCUAUUAACCCGUUAACUAAGAAUGCCGUGAUCAACCAGCAUCACUUUUCCACCCCGCAAUCCCUCUCCGAUUGGCUCCGCCCCCGUCUUCCCUCCGAUUCAUUCGCCGCUUGGGGAACCAGACCCGGCACCAAGAACAUCCACAACCUAUGGAUGGAGCUCUACGAGGGAGAAACUUCUCUCGCCGACUCUACCCCCCCUGUUCGUACGGUGGAAGUGGUCGUGGUUCGCGUGAGGGAUGAUAGAGAUAGAGUCUUGAUCGAAUCCCACCAAGAACUGUCAAACGGCCAUGUUAGAAACCGGUCGAGACCGCUAUCUGAGAAAAUGAAGCCUGGGGAGACGGUAGAAGAAGCUGUUGCCAGAGCGGUGAAGGAAGAACUAGGUUCGAUUAUAAACGGUUCUUGUGAAGAUGAGAUUGUGGAAAUUAUACCUGGUUCUUAUUCGAGUAAGAUGGAGGAAAAGCUUUCUGUAUCAUACCCUGGAUUGCCAGCUUGCUAUGUUUUACAUACUGUAGAUGCUCUGGUUCAUGGUUUGCCAGAUUGUGAAUUUUGCACCAUAGAAGAGGAGAACAAUGAAAUUUUCGAUGGCAUGGAAGUGGCUGAAGGAGCAGUUUCGUGUAAGAAACACUACUGGAAAUGGGUUGAUUCUAAUUAA
This is a messenger RNA of Lactuca virosa, 813 nucleotides long. NCBI's taxonomy places the organism in Eukaryota, Viridiplantae, Streptophyta, Magnoliopsida, Asterales, Asteraceae. The record is from the annotation of a GenBank genome assembly.